CUUCUACUUGAUCAUUCUUUGAAAAUGUAUGUCGCAAAUGACAAUGAGUAAGAAGCUUUAGGCCUUUUUGUCUUUUGUUUAGGGCUUUCAAAACAGUCUAAAACGCAGAGUUUUAUUAAGGACUUCCUCUUCACUGUUUACAAAAAAAACACUCUUUAGGUUUAGGUUUUUCGUGUUUUCAGAUCCUCCCCUUGUAGCGCCGCUCUUCUGUUCAGUCAAGUUCUUCAAUGGCACCGAAGAAGGAUAAAGUUCCACCACCGUCCUCAAAGCCCGCCAAAUCCGGCGGCGGAAAGCAGAAGAAGAAGAAGUGGAGCAAGGGAAAGCAAAAGGAAAAGGUGAACAACAUGGUUCUCUUCGAUCAAGCUACUUACGACAAGCUUCUCUCCGAAGCUCCCAAGUUCAAACUCAUCACUCCUUCCAUCCUCUCCGACCGUCUUCGGAUCAAUGGGUCACUUGCUAGGAAGGCCAUUAGAGAUUUGAUGGCUAAAGGAACCAUCAGGAUGGUCUCUACUCACUCUAGCCAGCAGAUUUACACUAGGGCCACCCACAACUAAGUUUCUCGUUUCAUUUUGUGUGUUUCCUCUCUCUCUUUUGUCUCAAGUCUUUGACUCGAUGUUUAGAUGUUGAAUCUUUUCCCUUCAAUCAAGAUUUUCAAGAAUGGAGUUUUUAA
This is a messenger RNA of Brassica napus (rape), 670 nucleotides long. Its product is annotated as 40S ribosomal protein S25-3. The transcript has 4 exons. Gene Ontology annotation, cellular component: cytosolic small ribosomal subunit. The coding region runs from base 228 to 554 and encodes 108 amino acids. Lineage: Eukaryota; Viridiplantae; Streptophyta; Magnoliopsida; Brassicales; Brassicaceae. Gene Ontology annotation, molecular function: structural constituent of ribosome. The record is from RefSeq and is a predicted model, not a curated record.